AUGCAGGCCAUGAUGUUUGAAACUGAAGCAACUGAUCAAGAUAUAGAACCGUAUAUAAAUAAAACUAUUGACACAAAUGAUUUUGUGGAAGCAUCAUAUGAAUCUGAAGAACUUAACGAUUUCGAUGUGAACAUUGAAUUUGAAGAAGACGAAGAUAAUGUUGAAAGAAUAAUGGGAAAGGUUUUCGAUACGCCUGACGAAGCAUAUACAUUUUAUAAUGAUUAUUCCUUUUUACAUGGUUUUGGUAUACGUAAAGAUGACACAAUUAAAAGCACAAAAACAAAUGAGCCUUAUCGUAAGUAUUAUGUAUGUUGCAAAGAAGGUUUCAAACGGGUAGACAAAAAUGAUUCAAGUGGAAAUGAGAAAAAACAUCGUAGAGAUAUAAGAACCGGAUGUCAAGCAAAGCUUCGAAUUACAAGACAGGAGGAUGGGAAAUGGUUGGUUGACUUAUUUAAUGACACAAACAAUCACGAAUUGAAAAUGACACCAACGAUGGUGAUAAAGCAUCGACCUCAUAGCAAUUUCCACCAUUCAAUAGAAGGUAAAUCUCUUAUGGUGCAAUUUGGUCAAGCAGGGUUGAAAUCUUCUCAGAUUAAAAAGGUUGUUAAUAUAAUGAAAACCUCAAAUGUAGCUGAUGUUACUUCAAAGCAGCGUAUUGAUGUCUUAUUUGAGCAUCCAAAAAAAACAUAG
This is a messenger RNA of Lactuca saligna, 690 nucleotides long. The record is from the annotation of a GenBank genome assembly. NCBI's taxonomy places the organism in Eukaryota, Viridiplantae, Streptophyta, Magnoliopsida, Asterales, Asteraceae.